AACAGUCCGAGCAGCUUUCAGAAUGACAGUCUGCGGGAGUGCGCGGAGCGUGUGCGCGCUACGGGGCUCUCUUGCCUUCUGGGCUCCAACACAGCUCUGUGGCUGAACUGGGGGUGCUCAGCACAGGAACGGCUGGGCUAUGGAAUACAGAGGCGGCGGCCCAGGUAGCCCCUGUUGCCUGGAGGAAUACAUCAUGCUUUCUGAGAAGAAGAAAUUGUAGAAGCCAGGUUGUUUGGGGUGGGUUUUUUUUUUAACCCUUUCCUGCAAGGGAAAAAAAAACUGUAAAGAUGCAAAAACGUAAGAUCCAUGAAGAUCCUAUUACCUAGGAAGAUUUUGGAUGCGAAUGCGGUGUUGGGAUUUACUUGUUCUUGGAGUGUUCUGCGUGGCUGGCAAAGAAUAAUGUUCCAAAAUCGGUCCAUCUCCCAAGGGGUCCAAUUUUUCUUCCUGGGUGUCAGCAAGCCCUGACUCACUACAGUGCAGCUGACAGGGGCUGUCAUGCAAGUGGCCCCUAAGCCAAAGCAAAAGACCUAAGGACGACCUUUGAACAAUACAAAGGAUGGGUUUCAAUGUAAUUAGGCUACUGAGCGGAUCAGCUGUAGCACUGGUGAUUGCCCCCACUGUCUUACUGACAAUGCUUUCUUCUGCCGAACGAGGAUGCCCUAAGGGCUGUAGGUGUGAAGGCAAAAUGGUAUAUUGUGAAUCUCAGAAAUUACAGGAGAUACCCUCGAGCAUAUCUGCCGGUUGCUUAGGUUUGUCCCUCCGCUACAACAGCCUUCAGAAACUUAAAUACAAUCAAUUCAAAGGGCUCAACCAGCUCACCUGGCUGUACCUUGACCACAACCACAUCAGUAACAUUGACGAGAAUGCGUUCAAUGGAAUACGCAGGCUCAAAGAGUUGAUCCUGAGUUCCAACCGAAUCUCCUAUUUUCUGAACAAUACCUUCAGACCGGUGACCAAUCUGAGGAACUUGGAUCUGUCCUACAAUCAGCUGCACUCUCUGGGGUCUGAGCAGUUCCGGGGCUUGAGGAAGCUGCUCAGUUUACACCUGCGAUCCAAUUCCCUGAGAACCAUCCCUGUGCGCAUCUUCCAAGACUGCCGCAACCUGGAACUUUUGGACCUGGGAUAUAACCGGAUCCGAAGUUUAGCUAGGAAUGUCUUUGCCGGCAUGAUCAGACUCAAAGAACUGCACUUGGAGCACAAUCAAUUUUCCAAGCUCAACCUGGCCCUUUUUCCAAGGCUGGUGAGCCUCCAGAACCUCUACCUGCAGUGGAAUAAAAUCAGUGUCAUCGGGCAGACCAUGUCGUGGACCUGGAGCUCAUUACAAAGGUUGGACCUGUCGGGCAAUGAGAUCGAGGCGUUCAGCGGCCCCAGCGUGUUCCAGUGCGUCCCGAACCUCCAGCGCCUCAACCUGGAUUCCAAUAAGCUGACAUUUAUUGGUCAGGAGAUUUUAGAUUCUUGGAUAUCCUUAAAUGACAUCAGUCUUGCCGGGAAUAUCUGGGAAUGCAGUCGCAAUAUCUGUUCCCUGGUGAACUGGCUGAAAAGUUUCAAGGGUCUGAGGGAGAAUACAAUUAUCUGUGCCAGUCCCAAAGAGCUGCAGGGGGUCAACGUGAUCGACGCGGUGAAGAACUACAGCAUCUGUGGCCGAAGUACCACGGAGCGAUUUGAUGUGGCCAGGGCUCUCCCAAAGCCCACGUUCAAACCCAAGCUCCCCAGGCCGAAGCAUGAAAGCAAACCCCCCCUCCCUCCCACGGUGGGAGCCACCGAGCCCGGCCCCGAAAGCGAAGCCGACCCCGAGCACAUCUCUUUCCAUAAGAUCAUCGCGGGCAGCGUGGCCCUCUUCCUGUCGGUGCUCGUCAUCCUGCUGGUGAUCUACGUGUCGUGGAAGCGCUACCCGGCCAGCAUGAAGCAGCUGCAGCAGCGCUCGCUCGUGCGCAGGCACAGGAAGAAGAAAAGGCAGUCCCUCAAGCAGAUGACUCCCAGCACCCAGGAGUUCUAUGUCGAUUAUAAGCCCACCAACACCGAGACCAGCGAGAUGUUGCUGAACGGGACGGGACCCUGCACCUAUAACAAAUCAGGCUCCAGGGAGUGUGAGAUACCUUUAUCAAUGAAUGUGUCAACCUUUCUGGCAUACGACCAGCCCACAAUAAGUUACUGUGGGGUGCAUCAUGAACUUCUCUCCCAUAAGUCCUUUGAAACGAAUGCACAGGAAGAUACGAUGGAAACACACCUAGAGACUGAGCUGGACCUGAGCACAAUCACAACAGCUGGCCGAAUCAGUGACCAUAAACAGCAGCUGGCUUAACUGAGCUAAUUGGUAGCCAAGGGCUACCAAACUUUGUAACCUCAAGGACAAAAUGAGGAAGAUUUGUUUAUUGUGACUCUUUAAAAAAAAAAAAAACAGUCCCCUGUUCAAAUAAACAAAAAUCCAAGAUUGAUUCAUGAAAUAAAGAAGACAUGAAUUGUUUCAAGUCUACACUUUGUAAUUAGCUAAGUUGUGCAGUAUUUUUUGACUUAAACAAGUAUGACCCUGAGGAAAAACAAAAGGAAAAGAACCAUUUUUUCAAAACUCAUCUUGCCUACAUGUAAAAACUGUACAGAGCUAAUGUAUUUUUCAUAUGGUAAAGUUUCAAUUAUGAAACAAUUGGUAUGUACAGUACCAUAAUUUAAUUACAUUUCACUUUACAAACCUUACACCUUUCAGUGUCUAAAAUUUUAAAUUAACAAAAAUUUAUUUCUUGUGUUAUUCCAAGUUACUCCGUUUUGUAGGGAUUGUUUUGUUACUGCAUUUGUGCCCUGAAUCCUUGAUUCCCAAAUUCUGUGCUGUGCCAAACAUGCACGAUUUUUUAUCAUGCUUACUGCAAUAGAAAUUUUAUCUACUUGUUCCAAGAAAUAAUACAUUAACCAAAAAGGAUUUAAUUGUUCAGAUUUGUAAGCGGUUCUUCAAUUACAUAGACAGGUGUUUUGUUUUGUUUUUCUUAUAAAUGAAGAGAGAAAUCAAAGAACUUUUUAACAGUUCUCAGACUUAACUGUUGCCUUGAAUUACAGCCUAGUUUCUAAGCAGUGAAAUGUAAUGAUAAAAAGGGAUAUUUUAACAAAAUAUUUCCAAGCGAAUGACUCAUUAUUUCAUUCUUCUUGAGUAAGCAUUGGGGGUCAGGGAGUAUGGACAAAACAUCACUGGAAACAAAGGCCGUAACCACAGCAACAGACUUUGAUACCCUUGAAAGGUGAGGGUGGCAGUGACAAGAGAAAACUUUUUUUUUUACAUCUCAUUAUUUUCAGACCAAGGUGGGAGGACAGAGCAUAAUAAUUGUACAGUACCAAUUUUUCUCCUAAUUAACCCAAAGUGGAUUAUCUAAAAAUAACCAUCAGUGAGUGCAAAAUGUGCCCAGUUUUUUAGACAACUUUUCAUUUAGAACUGUGAGACUAUGUGUGGGGAACAUCUCAAAUGAAAACAAAAUAUGCAAGUUCUCCCAUUGUAUGUGACACCAAUUCUCUCCUAAGGGAGAAUGCUGAUCAUCCAUAGCUCAUUGAAUAUAGCUAUGAGCCAGGGUGGAAGCAGGAACAUCCUAUCCUCACUCAGUAGAUCAACAACAUCCUCACCAUGUUCCCAAUAGUUUAUACUGCUCUGCACAAUGGAUUCACCUAAAAAUUCACAUUAAAAAUAAAUGAGAGUCAUUGGAGAUCAACCCAUAUCAUCUAUUGAUUAUGUUAUUGUAUUGUUAAUUCCAA
Messenger RNA from Perognathus longimembris pacificus (Pacific pocket mouse), 3729 nucleotides. It is a transcript of the gene Lrrtm3, whose product is annotated as leucine rich repeat transmembrane neuronal 3. The record is from RefSeq and is a predicted model, not a curated record. Lineage: Eukaryota; Metazoa; Chordata; Mammalia; Rodentia; Heteromyidae. The transcript has 3 exons. Gene Ontology annotation, molecular function: protein binding. Gene Ontology annotation, cellular component: plasma membrane. Bases 557 to 2302 code for a protein of 581 amino acids.